Messenger RNA from Colletotrichum scovillei, 3118 nucleotides. RefSeq names its product protein kinase. Gene Ontology annotation, biological process: peptidyl-serine phosphorylation; peptidyl-threonine phosphorylation. NCBI's taxonomy places the organism in Eukaryota, Fungi, Ascomycota, Sordariomycetes, Glomerellales, Glomerellaceae. The transcript has 3 exons. Gene Ontology annotation, molecular function: protein serine/threonine kinase activity; ATP binding. The record is from RefSeq and is a predicted model, not a curated record. Bases 788 to 2584 code for a protein of 598 amino acids.
GGCGAUGUUGAGGCAGCCUGUGGGGGCUGUUGCUCGGCACAAGGGGCGAAGGUGGGUGGUGGGCCGAGGCCUCCUUCGGCAUACACUUCGUCGGGCUCUCUCGGAUGGAACAAGCAGGCUGUCUGACGGCACGUGUGGAAUGCGAACUGCGGUUAAGUGCAAGACACAAUAACCAGACCAAUCACGAUAGUGCCCUCAUUUUGCUGCGGCUUGUUGAGAUCCUGGUGCGCGCCCCAGUGCCUUACUGCUUCUACCUUAUCAAGAUGCCAUCGCUACGUGCUCUCCGGCCGUUUUGCUGACCGAAUUCUACAUUAGAUGCAAGGCCCGUCAACGAGGCUUUCCUAAUAAGGCCAAAAAUGUGUGACAGAGACUGGCAAGAAGAUGACAAGGCCAGCAAAUCAUGGUCCGAGGCACCACUCCAUCAACUGGAUAUGGACUCUGAGAAAGGUACUUCAACUCUCACAGCCCGUUCUAUGUGUACGAUUGGCUUUAAGAUGUGCUCCAUUCCGGCCCCAUUCCUCCAUCUUGUGUGCAUGUGGAUUUCGCACUUCUUCACGUAGCGUCGCCUCGUGGAAUUUCUCUACGCUGGCGCGACGUCUUUGCGCAUCACAUUUGAUCGAUAGGGACUGGUCAUAAGUUGCGAGAACCAGCUCUGAGGUUCGUCACUAAGUCACCAUCUAGCAAAGCCACCAGUCGGCCAUCAUUGGUAAGUUCACUGACCGGUGGGUUUUGGCUAAGAGCUGAGCUCCCUAACAUUGCAUAGGUCAGACUACGUAAUACUUGCAUCAUGGCAGCCAAACCUCAGGAGGUUUUCAGGCUGCUGUUCCAACAAGGAAAGCUUGUAUUGGAUAAUCCGCAGAAAGUCACACACAUCCAUGACAGAGGCGAGUCCUUUCGACUAAAGAGCGAACAAAGAAAUCCAGCAAGCCGAGGAUCCAUUGGGGCUUCCAGGCGACCAGAAGAGUUUCGUUUCGAACACGAUGUUAUCAGAAUUAUUGCCGAAGAACUCGACGAAGCGGCUGCCAUGGUGCCUGACCUUCUUGAACCGGACAAGGACUUUAUACCAAGACGCACAUUUGAACAGAUUAUGACACACAGUCGAGUCUUAUCUGCUGUUCAUGUGCUCAAGUGCUUCAAAGGCGUACAGGACAAAGAUCAGCUCGCCAGAGAAAUCCAGUAUGGUAGCGCCGAUGGCUCCAAGUCGCCCUGUGUCAAGCUACUCGCAAUUUUGAUUGGAAUUGACAAAGCCGAGGAUAUGUCAAAACACAUGUGGACUGAUGAGCUAAGGGAUAGCUGCCUGCCCCUUCGAAAGGUACCCAACGACAGACGUCGAACGCUUCAGUGCAGGAAGCACAAGGAACAUCGCCUACUGAAUAGCUAUCGUCGACCAGAAGACCGUAAUAGGUUUUCCCAAUGGACCUACUCCAUGUGCUCUCCCUUCAUCAAAUGGGAGCAUGGAACACAUCAACAUUACCUGCUGGAUACGGGAGACGUCUUCCCCAUGGAGGUUAUGGCCAAGGUUGAGGAAGAAGAAAGAAAAUCGGAUUCUGGUGGGAAUCAAUACGGGGGCUUCAGCGAGGUAUACAAAGUAAAAAUUCACGAAGGUCAUUCUGACUUUGGAGUGCAUGGGAUUCGGCAUCCACAAGGCUACUUUGCGCUAAAGAAACUCACAUCGCAUAGUCGUGACAGUUUCAAUCUCGAGUUGUCAUCACUAGUUUCCACUGCCCAGAACUAUCAAAAGAAACACAUCAUACAGCUCCUGGCCACAUUCGAGGUCAAGAAUGCGGCGACAAGAGAAUCAACGUUCUAUCUCUUGUUUGACUGGGCUGAUGGAACAUUGAACAAGUUUUGGCAGAGCAAUGAAGCUCUAGUGAGAGAUAAACGGCAUUGCAAGUGGAUGGCGACUCAAUUCUACGAAGUUUCCGAAGCUCUUCGCUAUGUUCACAACGAUCGCGAACCAACUGUACGAUAUUUGGAGGACCGAGACUCCAACAAGCAGUUGUAUGGACGCCAUGGGGACAUUAAGCCAGGGAAUUUUCUGUGGUUCAAAUCGGAUAGUUUUCCCGGUCUUUUGGCAUUAGCGGAUUUCGGUCUCGGGCGACUGCACACCCAAGUUUCCCGCUCAAAGCAAGACCCUAACAGCCUGGAAAGAACAGCAACGUAUCGCUGCCCCGAAUUUGACCUGGAGUUUGGUCUCGUGUCACCAAGGUCAGAUAUCUUCAGCCUAGGAUGUGUGUUCCUCGAAUAUGUCACCUGGUUUUUGCUCGGGCUCGAAGACGUGGAGAAAACCUUUCCCGAUUUCAGACUGGAACAAGAUAAACAUGGGUUCGACUCUGAUGUCUUUUUCUCGAUCAAAGACAAAAAGGCUUACCUCAAGUCCUCGGUUACCACAUGGAUAACGAAACUCAAGAACCACCGUGACUGUUCCUGGUACCUUUCGGACUUGCUUGAUGUCAUUCGAGACCGCAUGCUAGAUCCCGAGUCCACGACGAGAAUCCCAUCAAGCUUAUUGAGCAAAAGGAUGAAGGAUCUUUUGAAGGCUUGCACCGUCGACCCCGAUUACUAUCUUAAGCCUAAAAGCUAAGAUUCGCGAAAGAGAUGGCUGGGAGACCCAGGCAACCUUCCCAAGACCCGAGAAGGUGAAUGAAUCGCACUUUUCAUGCUCAAGCUCAAACCCAGAAGCAAGAGCCAUCAUUGCUUCCGCGUCAGACCACGACCCUAAGAUAUCAUCAAUUACACGAUUCAACGGAGAAAGGUCAGGGCGUCUCGUCUUUCACACAUGUCCGACCUUAAGACAAUGUUGCAGCUCGACAGGUCAGAUUUUCCACAUCCCGAGCCUGAAAGCCAACCACUAAGUCAAUCGCUGUAGUGAACCCUAAUGCGCUGUUCGAUCGCUGCUAGCUCGCCCUUCAACCCCGAAUACGUUAGUUCAUUCAGCUCAACUUAUGGAUUUACCAGGAGGUAGGUAUCUCAGACCUCUUUCAGUGGCUUGGGCAGCAUGAGGAUGAAUCUGUUGGCUCUUUCCUGUUUAAAGCUAUCGUCAGUAAACCAUGUACCGGCCAUGAAUGAGAGUAUUUUGUAGUAACGGCAGUGUACCUUGACCUUAUAAUUCCCUUGG